Pochonia chlamydosporia 170 is the source of this 2196-nucleotide messenger RNA. RefSeq names its product proteinrelated to Gim complex component GIM4. Lineage: Eukaryota; Fungi; Ascomycota; Sordariomycetes; Hypocreales; Clavicipitaceae. The transcript is spliced from 2 exons. Bases 1 to 2196 code for a protein of 731 amino acids. The record is from RefSeq and is a predicted model, not a curated record.
AUGGCUCGCGUCGACAACCAGGGAUGGGCAGCGGACGACGAAGGCAGUCUCCAUUUGACUUGUCCAAUUUCUCCUGUCUGUCAUCAGGAGAUGAAAACCUUUCUCAACCUUGAAUCUCCAACGAGCAGUUGCCUUUCGCUUUCACCCGUCGAGUACGCUCAUGCCGGGUAUUACAGCCCCAGCUUCUUGCUGUCGGAUCCAACACCAGGCGUUGCAACCGUCAUGGCCACCCAAGCACUUUCAAGUAUUGAAAUGGCAGAGUCUAUCGCUAGCUCAACCAGCGUGAGAUAUCUUAGUCAAGGCACGAGACUUGGCUCUUCCAAUAGUCUUUCAACAUUGCCAGCCUCGGUCAGGACAGUAACGACCACCGCCAGCUCUAGCAGCUCCACAGCAAGCCAAAACCGACAAUACAUUCUACCGAACGCUCGCCGGCGCUUUCGUCGACUACGUACACGAGAGAGUUUUGCGAAUGGUAGCGACGAUGCAGAGCAAGAACACCAUGCCAACUCACGACGGAGUCAGAAUGGCUUGAGAAUUUUUGACAACGAAUCCCUCGAGCAAGCUACACCAUCAUCAUCCCCAAAUCCUCCAUCACGAAGCACGAAUCGAAGCAGUAGUCCCAUUCAAUCUCUCAAACCCUCGCGAACCUCAUUGGACGGGAGAUCGCCAUCCUCGGAUGCGCUUCCGCUGUCGUUUGCUCCGACAAAAGACGAAUUUGAGGCAUUACCACUCACCAUUCAACGAAAGUACUUCUCCACACUCGAGCGCCUCCGCAUCAUUCGCAAUCUGGAUUAUCAACUAGUAGAUGAGUUUGGCCAAGAAGGACCUGAUGGUAUUUCUGCGUCAUUGUCGGGCAACGAGGAAAAUAGGCGACCAACCCUUAAACUUGGUUUCGGCCGGGACGAACUUGAGAACGCCCUUCAUCGUCGGUGUCAGAGCAACCCGUUGCGGAUCUACGCCCAUCACGAGAAUCGGCUCAGGAGGAAUCGCCAUCUCAGUCACGGCCAGUUAAGAAGACACAAAUCGAGCCAGAGUGUGAUACUGGAUGCAACUGAGGAAUCCAUCAUUCGAAUUGGAAAACGACAAUCACAAUUUGACAGUCUGUCAACAGGCUCUGCAAGCCCAAAGCCGAAAUCCGGCAAGAUGGUUUCUUUUACGAGCGAAGCGACGCCUGUUGGCUCUGAUCUGAAGUCCACCGCCGAUUCCAUGUAUGAGUCGUUUCGCUGGUUGGAGGAGAGCGAGGACCUGGAUUUGAGAUUAUGCCUGGAUGACUACCAUUCCAAUUUGCGAGGCGAAGACGUGCCCGCUCAAAGCAGAUACCGACCAUCAUUCAGGCGACACCUGUCGAUUUCUAAGCUCCCCUUUAGCAGCCGGACUUCAACUACACUGAGCCGACCAACGACAAAGGAUACCACUGCCAGCCCGCCGUUGAUGGCGUCCCCGAUUGCCUCGGUUCCAGGCUCACCUGUACAUGGCCAUGUUCGACGACGAUCACGGGCAUUGUCGCUCAUUUCGCCUAACAAGCAUCCAGUCCCAGAUGCAUCCGUCUUGAUUGACCCUGCUGCGGCUCAUUACCAGGACCCAGACGCAAGGAUGAAGCUUCGGGUGUACCUGGCAUCCCCGCACAAGUUCGACGAAGCUGUUGAGUUUGGAUUUCCAUCAAUUGAGGAAGUGCAAAGCAACGAGAACACAGGGCAUAAGAGGGAAGCUUCGCAACAAGUAAAGUCAACCAGCACUUUGGGCAGGCCAGACAACUUUUUGGAAGACGGCAAAUCGUCAAUUUACAGCGACGAAGCCUCAACUGCGGAACCUGACUCGCCCAGGACGCCAGAGGCAAUGGAAAAGCCAGCACCCAUUAAGCCAAUCCAUGUGAGCCAGGACAAGGACGUCAAUGCAAGCAAGGUGGAUUACGCCCAAGCGCCGGCAGCAUCUCGGGAGAUGACUCUGCGAAUGACCUUGACCCGACCGGAUCUUCGAGCUAACGAGGAACAAAUCUACGGUUGGCAGAAGAGUUCCCACGGACGCAAGUCACAGACCAGAGACGAGCCAGUGCCAGUAUCGCCAGUCUCAGCCACCAGAGAAGGUCAUUCGAAGGAGAGCAUCGAGCGCCAGUUUGCUGCCAUGGAUCAAGAGGACUUGUUGGCAAAUGACAAUGGUGUUAUGAAGCGAUUCUGGAACCGUGUUCGGCGGACAUAG